AUGACUCAACUCAAUAACUCAAACGAGGACUCACUAAUGGACAUAGACAACCAAGGAGACCCGUUUCUUGCAUUCAUCGAUCGCGCUAGAUCCGUUUUAUCUCCUGUUGAAGAAGACGAAGAUGAAGAAACUUACAAUCCUAAUAGAAACGGAUCUGAUUCCACCGGACCGGGUUGGAGCUGGAUAGCGAGUCGGAUCCUCAAAACUUGUAUCGCUUACUCAAGUGGAGUCACUUCUGCUAUUCUCCUUUCAGAUCUCUCUCAAGCGUGGAGUGAGCAACGGAGGAGUAGCAUAUCGAAGAAGAGACCGGAAAUUAUCAAUCAGUUGAAGAAGAAACACAGGAGAAAUAAGUUAGCAAAUACUGUGACUAUUGAUUCUGUUUAUGAGAAGAAUUUUCUAUCUUUAAAUAGUGUUUUGGAAGCUGUUAUUGUCGAUGCUUUUGUUCUACCAGGGACAAAUAUCUAUAUGCUUACUUUAGGGGAUUUUUGGAGCUCCAAUACUAUCGACCUUUAUCUCCACCGAAGAUACUAUGAUUUAGUGGAUGCUCAUGGUGGAAUUUUGAAUAAAGGGAGGGAAGUUUUCCUCACAGGAUGCUAUCUUCGAACAGGCAAAGAAGGAGCUGGUUCUCCCCGACUUCUGCCAACGGAAUAUUUUGUGAUAUUGUUAGACGAUGAUCAGGAUGAUGAUGCUAUGCUGAUAGCAGCUCAGUUUUGUUCAGAUUCUUUCUCUUCCAUUUCGUUUAAUGAGGCAAGCAAUGGAGUUUCGUAUUCAUUAUAUGCAAGGAUCGAAUCUAUUCAGUCAAAGGAAAUUCAAGGAAUGUCUGGAACUGUACAGAGGAAAGAAAUUACUCUUGUUGAUAAUGAUGGUGUCAAAGUGGAAUUUCUCUUGUGGGGAGAGCAGGUUCUCCUUGCCAAUCUUUUCAGUGUUGGAAGUAUGCUUGCACUUGAUAGACCGUAUAUUGCAAGUUCUGCAGAGAGUGCUAUUGAAACAAGCCAUGAACUUUGUCUUGAAUAUGGUAGUGCAACACAAUUGUUUUUGGUGCCUUUCCUGCAACAUGAGGAACAGGUAUAUGUACCCUUGACACAGAACCGAUAUCAGGGCUCAAGACUGGUGAGUACGGUGGAUCCUACUCAGAGUCUUAAGGUUUCACAAGUGGCAUUGCCCCGUGAUUUUCAGGGAUCAAUUGACUUCAGCUGUUAUCCUUUUCAAUCAUUUGUAACUGACCUUCGUGACAAGAUGACUAGUGUCAGCCUCUAUGGUGUUGUAACAGACAUUUUCCAUGAAAGAAAUACUGCAGAAGUUAUUUUCUCCUUAAAAAUUGAAGACACAACUGGAGCAAUUUGGGCAAAGCUACAUUUUGCUAGAUCUUGGUCAUUCGGGAGGCUGGGUAUUGGUCACACAGUGUAUUUAUCUGGAUUGUCGUGCCAUCUGAAUAAACAUAAGUGCCUUGAAGCAACAUGGUAUGAGAAUGCAGCAGGGGCUCUCUUCGUAAACCUUAGUUGCUUGCCAGCAUUGCUGAACUCAUCUUGUCUUCAUAAGUUAUCGAGCCUCUCUGAUCUAUCCAGUGAAGCGAGUUGUACAUAUAUUUGUCGAGUUCGGCUUGACCAAGUUGAUCAAUGUCAUGUGAGUACAAGAUUUGCACAUUCUCGUUGUGGUCAUGUUGUUAACAAGAUGCCUAGUGGGGAUAUUGAAUGCAGCUUCUGUCAUUGUAAUUGUGAUGCUGAAGUUGUGCGCACAUUCCACCUGAAAAUCACUCUUGCAGACGAGACUGGAAAGAUGUUUGCUUGGUGUGUCAAUCAAACUGCCACGGAGUUGCUGCAGAUAUCCCCUGAUGAAUUCUAUGAUCUCCCUGAGGAUGAACAAUUUAUGUAUCCUUCAUCACUAGAGAAUGAGAGCUUCAUAGUUGCAUUAGUGAAUGGCAAGAGGCAGGGUUAUGGACUCACUCAGAGUAUAACCCAGGAGACCGAUGCAAUUCCGUGGGAGAUCACUCGUGCAUUAAGGUGUGAGUAG
This is a messenger RNA of Dovyalis caffra, 2010 nucleotides long. Lineage: Eukaryota; Viridiplantae; Streptophyta; Magnoliopsida; Malpighiales; Salicaceae. The record is from the annotation of a GenBank genome assembly.